Messenger RNA from Frankliniella occidentalis (western flower thrips), 4506 nucleotides. RefSeq names its product coiled-coil domain-containing protein 6. The record is from RefSeq and is a predicted model, not a curated record. The transcript has 8 exons. Lineage: Eukaryota; Metazoa; Arthropoda; Insecta; Thysanoptera; Thripidae. Bases 216 to 1799 code for a protein of 527 amino acids.
AGUUGAGUUGACCGACAAGCAAGACGACCCGUCAAUUCUAACUUCGUUUCCUUCUAUUUUGUUAUUUUGUUUCCCAGCAUUGCGUCAAUUACAGAAUUUGAGCCUGUCGGUACUAUGUUUGGCAACACUGAGUGAUAUUGUUUUAACGAAAGAGUGUGGCUGGUUGAGUAUUGUACUAGUUCUGUAUUGUGUACACCCACGUUUUUAAGGGAAACAUGGCGGAUAGUGCCAGUGAGAGUGACUCAAGUUCAAUUGAUGGAGGCCCUAUAAUGAUGCCUCCGUGUCCAGUAACGCGUGAACAACUUCAGAAAAGAAUAGAAUCUUUGUCACAGCAAAAUCGAGUUCUGAAAGUUGAGCUGGAAACUUACAAAUUGAGGGUGAAGGCUUUGCAAGAAGAGAACAAGGGGCUUCGUCAGGCAUCAGUCAUUAUUCAAGCCAAGGCUGAGCAGGAAGAAGAGUUCAUAAGCAACACACUGAUGAAAAAAAUCCAAGCUCUGAAAAAAGAAAAGGAAACAUUGGCCCUCAAUUAUGAACAAGAAGAAGAAUGUUUGACAAAUGAUCUUUCCAGAAAAUUAAAUCAGCUUCGUCAAGAGAAGUGCAAACUAGAGCAGACACUGGAACAAGAGCAAGAAUGUCUAGUAAACAAAUUGAUGCGGAAAAUAGAGAAACUGGAAGCUGAAACAUUAGCUAAGCAGAGUAACCUGGAGCAGCUACGCAGAGAAAAAGUUGAACUAGAGAAUACCUUAGAACAAGAACAAGAACUUCUUGUCAACAGACUCUGGAAACGAAUGGAUAAACUUGAGGCUGAAAAAAGAUCAUUGCAAAUUAAGUUGGAUCAACCUGUGUCAGACCCCACUUCUCCAAGGGAAAUAAAUAAUGGAGAUACUGCAGCUAACCUGAGUAUACAUAUUCAGACUUUACGCAGUGAAGUGGAUAAGCUACGCCGGCAAUUAUCAUUUGCUGAAAAGGAACACACUGAAAAAAUGCAGCAUUAUGUAAAUGAAGAGCGUCAUAUUCGAGAGGAAAAUUUGAGGCUUCAAAGGAAGCUCCAACUAGAAGUUGAGCGUAGAGAGGCACUUUGCCGCCAUUUGUCGGAAUCUGAGAGCAGCUUGGAAAUGGAAGAGGAGCGCUAUUAUAAUGAGAUGGCUGUUUCUGGUGGGAACAUCCGAUCUCGAACAUUGUCCAGUCCCAUUCCUUACAACCCAUCCCCUAGCUCUUCUCGUCCACUUAGUCCAGGAAUGACAUUAGUUGGCUCAAAUUCAAGGGACAGCUUCUCAGGUCCCAUGGGCCCUGCUUGUGGAACAGGACUUGGCCGCUGCUAUGCAUGUGGUCAGCCAACAUAUCCCCAUGUACCUGGCAUUGUGCCUGUCACACCCAUUCCGCUUGCCCCAUUGCCCUGCAGAGACAGCAUGGUGGGGGGCUUCUUGCCCCGUUCAUCAUCCCCACCCGCACCUCCACUUGCUGUGAGUCCUGGUAUGAUAGGUCGAGUGUGCCAGCGCACAUCAGAAAGGUUCAUCAAACCAGCGAUUCCAUCUGGUGCCGGCUCGCUGCUCAGUGUAGUUGGAGGGGCCCCAUCUAUUGCGGGUCACAACCCAACAGCUCCGUUGGCAUUUGCUCCUGCAACUUCUCCAGCUCCAGCAAUUUCUCCUGCACCGGCAAUGUCUCCUGCCUCAGCCAUGUCACCAGCUCCUGCCAUGUCCCCAUCAUCUAUGUCGAUGUCACCUGCUCCUCCUAUGUCCCCUGCCUCAGCAUCAUCUGCAUCUCUAUCACCUGCCCCAAUGGACAUUGGAAGGAGUUAGAGGUAUGAGUCAGCAACUAGUUUUUGGUCUUUUUAGAUCAUCCUAUAUUCUGUGAUGUUACAAUCAGUUUGACAAACUGUUCAUUUGAAGUAGUAUUUGAUUUCAAAUUCUGUUAUUACAGUGUUUCUAAAUCUGUGUUAAAAUUUUGAGUCAAUAUAUAUGUGCUCUGCACCAAAUCUUUAUUCUGAUGUUUUGAACUUCAGUUCUAACAGGGUUAAGAAGUUUUCACUUGUAAUUCAAAACAAUGUAUAUUCAUUCUGCCCAAUUGUAAAUUGUUAUUAUCUAAAAUAAAAAUGAAUAUAGGUAUUUGUUUUAUCUUACAAGGUUAAAUUCUCCUAUUUGUGGCCAAGCCAAAGUAAGUGUUAUUUCAAUUCUAGGUCUUUGUUUGGUUUUUCCUUCACUGGUCAGCACAUACAAUUUAUGUGUGGUUUAACAUACACCAAUAUUUCUUUUGUGUGCAUUACACAAACUUAUCGUUAGACUGAUGAUACUCUCAAGAUAAAAUGAAGUAAUCUGCAUAGCAGUUGUGCUUCUUUAAUAGUCAGGAAAGAAAUUUGUCUUUUCUUUCACAUACUUGCAAAUGUUAUCAAACAAGGAUAAUUUCAAUAGCUUCAGCUGCAGUCGACAUGCUGUCAUAGUUGAUAUCCCCACUGAUUUCCCAUUAUUGUGUAAAUAAGCAGCCUAACAUCACUGUCAGCUGAUGAUUCUAAAUCUGGAGUUGUGGGACAAAUUUGUUUGGUUUGAUAUUUGUUUAAUUGUAAUUGUCUAAUUUGUAUUUUGUGUAAUAUGAGUGUGCCACAUCUUCAUUGGACAAUGGUGUUGCUUAGCAAUUUGUUGGAAUUUUUUGCGUGCAAUGUGUGCCAAAUUGUAUUUCAGUCUAGACCUGAUUUGGUUUCUUAUACUCCUUGAUUUCUAGUUUGAAUACCCCUGGAUGGUAUUCUCCCGUCAAUCCAAGUAAUUGUGCUAUUGAACCCAGACAUUCAGAAAGGUGUAGAAACAACUUCCCUAGUCCCCCAAAGGCCUUUUCUGUGUUCUCAUCUUUGGGGAAAUUGAAGUUUGAAAUAUGUGUUAAGAUAUCUAAUUUUGUAGAGAUGUUGAUUAAAGUGAUGCAACUUAAGUUCAUAGACAAACAUACCUGGCACAUAAAGUUUCAGUUGUGUAUUUACCAAAGAAGAUUGCUACUAAUUUAGCAAAUGGUAACAUCUAAUAUUGACAAAAACGUCAUUAUUGGAAAACUAUAUACGGCACAUUUCUUACAGGCACCCAGUGAACUUUCCUUGUAGUCUGUUUUGCAAGACUGCCAUGCACAACCUCCUCUAAAUUAAAACCAGCUAUGACUAGAAGUGGUGUUGAGAGUUCUAACGCAUCUGUGUUAUGUUUCUCUUAAAGUCUGUGACUUGCCUUAUUACUUUUCUUCUAACUGAAGGUGAAAUUUGUAUUUUUCAAUUUAAGAGUAUAAUUCUUAUUAUCUGUAUAUGUUGUAUUUUGGGAUCUCUAAGUGCUGUUCUUAUAUCUCAGAGGGCAUUUCUCAUUAUUAUUGAAGCCCUCGUGUAUGUGGUAUGUGAAAGUUAUUUUGUUUUGAUUUCUGUUUGAGUGCAUGUGUUGAAAACAACAAUUAAUGUUUACUGUGUUGUUUGCCAAUACUUUUUAUUCAUCACGAAUAUUCAGCGAUAUUCAGAAUAUUUGAACCAUGUUUCAGUACUUGAGUUCUUGACUGUUUUGUUUGGUAUCUCAUCUAGGGCUGUAUGAUAAUGACUGAAAUGUGGUGUGGGUGCUUUCUCACAGCGUAUCUCAUGAAAAAUGAAAUAUUCUGACUGUUACUAUUUAAAAUCAGAAUCACAUUAUGUUUUUCAUGUAUUUACUGUGGGGAGGGUUACAUUUUGUCAAAAGACACAUAGCCUCAUUCAGUGCAUACAUCAAGAUUCCCUAGUAUUAGUUUUUCUUCAGGAUGUAUGGUAGAAGCUGUACAUACUGCAUAAAUGUUGGUUGUACUUGCAAUAAGGGUUGUAGUAAGAAGUCUCACUGUGUUUUUGAAAGAACAACAGUUUAUCUACUAAUCUGAGAAUUAGUUGUCAAAUCAAUCAUGUGUCAUUUGCAAGCAUUUUUGCAACAUAUUUGUGUUUGUAGGAUUGUAGGACCUCUUGUGGUUGAAAAGGAAAAAAAAAUGAUCAUAAAAAUUUGGGAACUUUAAUAUAUAAAUAGUUUAACUUCAGUUCCUUACAAAACUUUUUUGCUGAACUUUGUAUGUACAGCUUAAUGCAUAUUGCUAUGGGAUACGCAGCAAUUACCCAGUGUUGUUGGUGAUUCACAUCAGAAUGCUGACUUCUGAGAUGAAAUUAUUAUGUUCAAAUUUUGCUGCCAAGCCGAUUCGUGGUUAGAAAUGAUCAUCAAAGGUACUACAAUCACUUCUUCUAUUUUUACUUGUGUCUUCCGUUAGAUUGUGAUUGCAUUUUGACAUCAGCAGCUAUUUACUACUUCCUGUUUUUAUUAUAUAACUUGAAAAGCUCUUUUAUUAUAAUACUCUUCUUUUCCUCUGAGUUGUUGAAACAAUCCAGUUAAACUUAUUUUCAAAUUACUAAUUCGGUUGUGAGUACUGAUACUGCAGGAGUCAUGCAGUGUUUCUUAUUAUUAAUUCUGCACAUUAUUGGACUUGCUACCUAAUUGAUAAUUCUCAGUCGUAAUUCAAUAAACUAUGGAAUUUCUAGUA